AUGAAGUCGUAUAUUCCACGUACACUUCAGGAAGUUGAACUGCGCGAAAAAGAAUUUCGAGCUCACACAUCUGUUGACUUGGAGGAGAAUCUCUAUGCCAAGCUCACCGGGUUAACCGUUGCUCAGAAACGAGUACGCGUGGGUGCGAGCUCGUCCAGAAGUCGUACUGCUUCGGAUUCAAGUGUUGCCCGCGCUGGAGCUCUGGAUGCCGCGUCGAAAAAUCAAGAUAUGUCUUUGGCAAUCGAUGGCGAACUCGACCACGGCGAUGUUGUCGAUCUCGAGGUCCCUCUGUCCGAGCCGGCUACCGUUCGUGGUCUCCCAAAAAAGGAUAAGAGUCAAGUCCGGACGAUGUCCCCGGUCACUUCGAGCAGCAGCCUGCGGCCCCAAGAAGACAGGCCAGACGCAGAAAGGCUGUCAAAAAUGCUUGAGCAACAGUCAAGGAUGGAUCAUAUCGGUUUCUUCGCAGCAGUAGAUCCCGGCAGCACCCUCGUGCAUGAAGCUGCUAUCACUGAAACUGUCACAGGGGUAGAGGAGAGUGAUAUAUUCCCUGAUAACGACAGAAGCGAGACCUCUUCUGGAGAGCUGUGGCUUCGACCACAUCGUGAGGAGCCUAUGGACCCUUACGAAGGAUUGUCAAAGAAGGAAUGGAAGAAAAGAAUCAAGGCCGAGAACAGAGAGAAGAGAGAGAAGAAAACUCCUAAGCAUGUGAAGAAGCGGAAGGAGGUUCUCGCCAAGAGAAGACGUGGGACAAAGUAA
Molecule: messenger RNA, 756 nt
Organism: Chondrus crispus (carragheen)
Lineage: Eukaryota; Rhodophyta; Florideophyceae; Gigartinales; Gigartinaceae
Exons: 1
Coding region: 1-756 (251 amino acids)
Source: RefSeq, a predicted model, not a curated record